Rhopalosiphum maidis (corn leaf aphid) is the source of this 1161-nucleotide messenger RNA. RefSeq lists its product as uncharacterized. Lineage: Eukaryota; Metazoa; Arthropoda; Insecta; Hemiptera; Aphididae. Bases 210 to 935 code for a protein of 241 amino acids. The transcript has 2 exons. The record is from RefSeq and is a predicted model, not a curated record.
CAAACGGACGGACCUCGAUCGUUUUCCGCGUAAAAUUACUUACGUACAACAGUGCACGAAAAUAAUGCAUGUAAAACAAAAAUAUAUUUAGGAACCCAUGUUUAUGUUUUUGUAAUCGAGAAUAAUACAUAUAUAAUAUAAAUCGUCAUAUUGUACGCAUUCGUCGUUCCGGACCGUAGUCAACACAGCACGUACAACUCGACCAGAUAAUGUCGGGCACAGUACGCGAGUCUCCAUCGGACUUUAGAAAUGGUGAUUUGAUAAGUCGUUUAUUAGCGGCCACACCACCGUAUCAGACCAACUCUACGUUUGUGCCACCGGGAUUAUAUUUCAGCGAAAUGCUGAAAAGAUUCGUACAGGCAAAAUCUUGUGCACCCUUAUCCUUAAAUAAAAGAGGACGGAAACGGACAUGGAAGGAUAGCGGAAAGGCCGAACAACCGUCUGAAGCUAAGCAAAAGAAAAUGGAUUUUGUACCAAUACCGCCACCCGCACAAACGGAACCACAAUUUCCAUUAUGGUACCCACCAUUUUAUCCACCUACUUACCCACCAGUGUAUUUUAAGACUCCAGAAGCGGAACCCCUAAACUUACAAAUACGUUCGGAUUCCCUAAAGCAGGAUAGACAUUAUUCGGCAUUCCGUGUACCCGAACCGUCAAAAGUGGAAGAACACGAAAACAUCAACAAUAAACAAGGAACGAGUUAUUUGAUGGGAAACUUGACCAAAAUAUACAGACAUGUGGCACCGGAGGAAGAAAAAAUUAUUGAUGUAGAGGGUGAUGGUCCUGAAACAGCGCAACCCGAAGGUGGCGAAAAAAAAAACUGUAAGGAUUUAACGGCUUUAAUUGGAUUAGAAUUAGUUGUAGAUUACGUCAAACACGGAAAUAAUAAAGAUGGGCAAAAUGAUCAAAAUAUGAAGUGUUGCCAAAACGCAUAGUUCAAAUAAUCAAAUGUUAUAUCAACAGUAUUUAUCACCACUCUUUAAUCAAAUGAAAAUUGUUAUGUAACCUUCAGGCUUCAGUUAAGUGGUUUUAGCUCUAUUGUGUACCUACGUGGUACAUUAAUGAUGUUAAAAAUGUAAUUUAGUUAUUUUUUAUUAGUAUCAAAACUAUUUUAUAGAAUAAUAAUUAAUAGAUUAAUUAGAUAUAAAUACAUGAUAUGUA